Molecule: messenger RNA, 1764 nt
Organism: Rotaria sordida
Lineage: Eukaryota; Metazoa; Rotifera; Eurotatoria; Philodinida; Philodinidae
Source: the annotation of a GenBank genome assembly
AUGGCAACUGCUCGACCAUCAUCUACAGCAUUGCAUUGUAUAUCAUUUCGAGAAUAUUGUUCUUUUACUAAUAUGAAAUCAGUACUUCGUGGUUUUGUUUAUGAAUAUGAAACACCGAAAAUUGUAACGAUUCAUUCAGUUUCAAUUGCUCUGAUGUGUCGUCUUAUUCAAUUACUUAUUUUAAUAUAUGGUAUUGCAUAUUUAAUGAUACAUAAAAAAGGCUAUCAAGAGACAGAUACAUCAAUUAUAUCAUCUAUUACGUUGAAAGUUAAAGGUAUUGGCUAUAAUCAAACAGGACAAAAUCAAACAUUAGUUAUUGAUGGUGCUGAUUAUAUUGUUCCACCACAAGAAAAUAAUGCUUUAUUUUUAAUGACAAAUUUUAUUCGAACUGAUCAAGAACAUAAACGAUGUUCUGAAUCACCUGAUGAAUCAAAGUCAAGUUGUACAGAUGAUGCUUACUGUAUAGCAAAUAGAAAUUUUCAAAAAGCUAAUGGAAAAUGGACUGGUCGUUGUUUAAUAAAAAAUGAUUCGUUAAUAACUAGUUAUGAAUUAAUAACAGGUCGAUGUGAACUUGAAGGUUGGUGUCCAGUUGAAAAUGAUUUAAAUAUUCCAAAUCCAAUACGUGAUGCAUUAAAUUUUACAAUAUUUGUUAAAAAUUUUAUUGAAUUUCCACGUUUUGAUGUUAUUAGAAAAAAUAUUAAAGCUAAUGCAUCUUAUUUAAAACGAUGUAAUUAUGAUAAUAUUACACAUACAAAAUGUCCAAUAUUUCGUGUUGGAACAUUACUUGAUAUGGUUGAACCGGAUAAAUCUGAACAAAUGCAAAUGUUAAAAUUAGGUGGUGUUAUACGUGUUAAAAUACAUUGGGAUUGUAAUUUAGAUAAAUCAUACGAUCUUUGUCAACCUCAAUAUUCAUUUCGACGUUUGGAUGGUGCAUAUAAAGAGGAAUCAUUUUCACAUGGAUUUAAUUUUCGGUUUGCAUCACAUUGGAAACAUCAAAAUCGAUCUUAUCGAACAUUAACUAAAGCAUUUGGUCUCCGUUUUAUUAUUUCUGUUAGUGGUGUUGCUGGUCGUUUUGAUAUCAUAACAUUAACAUUAAAUAUUGGUUCAUUAAUUGGUAUUCUUGGUUUAGCAACAUUUAUAUGCGAUAUUGUUGCAUUAUACGUUCAUCGUCAAUCAGAUGUAUAUCGUCAACAAAAAUUUCAAGAUGUUGAUUUAAAUUUAAUAGGAUUAGAUAGUUUAAAACCUGUUUCAUCAGAUACAACAACAAGUGAAUCAAAACGAAAACAUUCUAAUCAUAUGGAAAAAAAUCUAUCAAAUUGUCAUACUAUUGAUAAUAAAAAUGUUGAAUCUUCAAAUGAAAUGGAAUAUCAACAAGAUAAAUUAAAACAUAAUAAUUUAUGUGAUAAUAUAUCAUCAACAUCAAAAGAUAUAAAUCAAGAAGCAACACCAACUUUUAUCUAUGGAAAUUUUCAUCAACAAAAAUUAGGUUUAAAUUCUUCAAAUACAAGUCCAUCAACAUCAUCAAUAAAACAAAGACGUUCAAUAACAACAACACCAAAAUCACGACAAUUACAAUUAGCAUAUGUAUCAAAUGAUGAAAAUCAAUUAUAUGAUAAAGCAAAUAUUUCAUUUGUUGAUGAAGAUUCGACAGAAUUAAUUGAACCAAAUCAAAAAACUGAUGAAAAUGAAGAUUUAAAUAAUAGUUCACCACUUAUUCAUGGACAAUCUGCUGUGCAAUCGCCAACAACUGAAACACUUCUAUAA